Struthio camelus australis is the source of this 1434-nucleotide messenger RNA. It is a transcript of the gene PPM1L, whose product is annotated as protein phosphatase, Mg2+/Mn2+ dependent 1L. Gene Ontology annotation, biological process: positive regulation of canonical NF-kappaB signal transduction; peptidyl-threonine dephosphorylation; negative regulation of canonical NF-kappaB signal transduction. Gene Ontology annotation, molecular function: cation binding; protein serine/threonine phosphatase activity. Gene Ontology annotation, cellular component: cytosol; nucleus. The record is from RefSeq and is a predicted model, not a curated record. Lineage: Eukaryota; Metazoa; Chordata; Aves; Struthioniformes; Struthionidae.
CGCGUUGCAGGCUGUGGGGGGGGACACACGGCCUCGAUAAUAAAUGAUAGAGGAUACCAUGACUUUGCUGUCUCUGCUGGGUCGGAUCAUGCGUUACUUCUUGCUUAGACCGGAGACGCUGUUCUUGCUGUGCAUCAGCUUGGCCCUGUGGAGUUAUUUCUUCCACACGGAUGAGGUGAAAACCAUCGUCAAGUCCAGCAGGGACGCGGUGAAGAUGGUGAAGGGCAAGGUGGCCGAGAUCAUGCAGAACGACAGGCUGGGGGGGCUGGACGUGCUGGACGCGGAGUUCUCCAAGACCUGGGAGUUCAAGAGCCACAACGUGGCCGUCUACUCCAUCCAAGGCCGGCGGGACCACAUGGAGGACCGGUUCGAAGUCAUCACCGACCUGGUGAACAAGACGCACCCCUCCAUCUUUGGGAUAUUUGACGGGCACGGAGGAGAGUCAGCAGCAGAAUAUGUGAAGUCCCGCCUGCCUGAAGUCCUGAAACAACAUCUGCAAGACUAUGAGAAAGACAAAGAGAACAGUGUGCUGUCUUACCAAACCAUUCUGGAACAGCAGAUUUUAUCAAUUGAUCGAGAAAUGCUGGAAAAAUUGACUGUGUCCUAUGAUGAAGCAGGUACAACUUGUUUGAUUGCAUUGUUGUCAGAUAAAGAACUCACAGUGGCCAAUGUUGGUGAUUCGCGAGGAGUCCUGUGCGACAAGGAUGGGAACGCUAUCCCCUUGUCCCACGAUCACAAACCCUACCAACUGAAGGAGAGGAAGAGGAUUAAAAGAGCUGGUGGUUUCAUCAGCUUUAAUGGCUCCUGGCGUGUGCAGGGGAUCCUGGCCAUGUCCCGCUCACUAGGAGAUUACCCUCUGAAGAACCUGAACGUCGUCAUUCCCGACCCUGAUAUUCUCACCUUUGAUCUGGACAAACUGCAGCCGGAGUUCAUGAUCUUAGCCUCGGAUGGUCUGUGGGAUGCUUUCAGCAAUGAGGAGGCUGUCCGAUUCAUCAAGGAACGCUUGGAUGAACCACACUUCGGUGCCAAGAGUAUAGUUCUACAGUCAUUCUACAGAGGAUGUCCUGAUAAUAUAACAGUUAUGGUGGUGAAGUUCAGGAAUAGCAGCAAAACAGAAGAACAGUAAUUCCCAGUGAUGCUCUGCCUCACUCUGAACUGAAAACAAACUCUUACAUUUUAAACAUAGUAGAAGGCUCUAGUAAAUACCAUUAAGAUUUUACACAAAAGGAACAGAUUUCCUCCCCCCCCCUUUUUUUUGGCUUAACAAAAGGAGCAAUACAACAAAUAACAUUUUGAGUGAUUAUAAGAAUUAAGUUUAUUCACAUGUACCUGUCUCCUGUGACCUUGCUGCUCCUUAGAAACUAACCGUAAUCUUCCAUUUCAAACAUUUUUUCAAAUCCUGUGUAGACUUUUGAUUUGAUUUCUUACCUCUUA